Molecule: messenger RNA, 1864 nt
Organism: Uranotaenia lowii
Lineage: Eukaryota; Metazoa; Arthropoda; Insecta; Diptera; Culicidae
Product: sorting nexin-21-like
Exons: 5
Coding region: 278-1351 (357 amino acids)
Biological process (GO): protein transport
Cellular component (GO): early endosome membrane
Molecular function (GO): phosphatidylinositol phosphate binding
Source: RefSeq, a predicted model, not a curated record
UCUUUCUUGAGGCUGGCUGUGGCUGUGUUUUUUCUUCUCUCUUUUCGAAUUUUCUAGUAAACAAAGAGCUUGUAAAAGGGAAUUUUCGCACUUGCCUUGCCAGCCAGCGAAGAAGUGAACUUGCCCCUUUUCCAGAAGUACCAAGUAAUCUCAGUUGUCUUUCUGUUACGUUAUGUUUCUGAUGCGGUAAUAUUUUGAUAGCGAAGCUGCGUGGUUUGAUUUCGUGUUUUUGUGUGAUUCUGGCUCAGAAUAAAGAGGUCACCGAGAGGACUUAACAAUGCAUCCGGCAGUAGUGGGCCAUCGGGUGACAAUCGAUACCCUGAAUGCGGCCACCGGAGGGUCGGACCCCGUCGAAAAUGAUCCGGAUCCGGAUAGUCCCGUGGAGGAGGCGUUCGAGGAAAGUAUGUUGUCCAUAGACAAACGGUUUGCUACCCUAACAACAACCGCAGCAACUGUUCCUCCAAAUAGCUUUGCUUCCGGUUUGAGAAGACAUCACGGUCAAGACAUUUGGCGCCGUCCCUCGAGUCGUGCGGGGCCAAGCGAUUCCGCGGCCUAUUUCGAGAUCCUGUUCGCUCGAAUUCUUCCAUCUGGUGAUGGGCUCGUCGCGGAAGGCUGUGCGGCCUCAUCGCCCGGUGGCAAACGGUACGUCGUCUACGAUGUGAGCGUACGCAAAAACAACGAUAGCGCCAGCGAUCCACAUCCAACGACUAUCGAACGACGCUAUACUCACUUCCUGAAGCUGUACGAGAGCCUCCGUAAGGAAUCGCCGCAGCUGCUGCAGUCCGUCAAUUUUCCCAAGAAGGUGCUUAUGGGCAACUUUAGCCAGGAACUGGCCGGGGAACGGAGUAUGGCCUUUGAAAGCUUUUUGGACUACAUCAUAACAGUGCCUUCGCUGCGUGAUUCGGAGCAUUUUCUAGAAUUUUUACAAUCCGACGAACUGCGCAGGGCUGGACAGCUAGUGGACGAGCGAAGGUACGAGCUGGCCGUUCCGAUUCUGGAGAACAUCUUCCGCGUGCUGAACAAAAUCUUCCUGGAUAAAUCCAAAUGGGUUCUGUUGCUGCUGUGUCGUCUGGUAACUGCCUGUACCACUUCGCCUAUUCCGCACCCACAGGCAGAACAAUGGGCUGAAUUGGCUUUGCGACGAUACGAGCAUGUCUGCGAUACGGAACUAUUGGUACUCUACAUUCCCCUGCUUCAAACUUGCUUGCAUUUAUGGUGGCAACGUGGUCGGGAUCGCUCCCUUUUAGAACAACGCCUAGACGAGAUGGGCAAGAAAGGUAUCAAAGUAAAAGGCGGCCCUACCCUGGCCCAAGCUAUCCAUGCUCUGGAUCCUCGAUCGGAAACCACGUAACCAAAUGUGGCUGCUGGUAACAGAUGGGUCCCCCAAAACGCGCGAUAGCAGUAAGUAUUCAUUUAUCCACCUUUACACUUUAAUUAUCGGUUUUCAAAAAAAAAAUCUUUGCCAUUGUUUCGUGUUAGCUUCUCUGGGUAGAACAUAGAUUUUAUAUGUUUGUUAGGAUAGCUUUUGCCAAGUGCACUGGUAUUGGCAUAGUAUUGUGAUGAUCCGGAUAAUUAGGUACAAAAUUAGCUCAUUAGCUCAUCUGUAGUGAAAUUUAUAACGUUUAUGUUUUAUGGUUGUGUUGUAGUAAAAAAAAAAGGUUUACGAAUCAGUUGUCUCGGACCAGGUUGAUAUACACAUACACCUAUUAGCUCUCCUGUAAGAAUAACCACCAUGAUAAUGAUUGUUCUAUGACAGCGAUUAGGUACCUUCUCGAAAUCAAAACACUGCUCAGUGUAUAUCAUAUCAAUUUUAUAUGAUAUUAUGUUCAUCAUUUGUGGCAAUAUACAUGAUAUUAAUUUUGAA